Molecule: messenger RNA, 453 nt
Organism: Helobdella robusta
Lineage: Eukaryota; Metazoa; Annelida; Clitellata; Rhynchobdellida; Glossiphoniidae
Exons: 3
Coding region: 1-453 (150 amino acids)
Source: RefSeq, a predicted model, not a curated record
AUGGCUGACGUCGAUGGCUUUCAACUUGUUCAGAAAGUCAAGAAAAAAAGAAAGUCAGAUGAUUCUCCUCCAGUUCUUCAAACAAUAAACAACAAAAUAGAAUCUAAAAAAUCUAACAAAGUAUUUGACACUGGUACGAACUGUCUCUUGAAAGCAUCUAAAGUUAUAGAGAAAAAAAUUGUUUAUUAUGUAGUCUUGCGAAAAAGAAACCUUUUAAACAAUCCUCCAGAUAAUCAUCCAGGCAACCCCGCGGUAGAUCAAAAUCCAUUAGUCGAGUCUACGGCAUUUAAAAUAAUUCUGCCAAUCAGCCAGUUAUCCAAAUUCACCAAUCCUGAUAUAUGGCCACAAUACACAUUUUUGCGCGAAUGGGAUUUUUCACUGACGAGUCACAGAAGAACAGCAGAAGAUAAAGUUGUCCAAUCCAAAAUCGAGAAUCAUGGUGGCGCCAAAUAA